Messenger RNA from Odontomachus brunneus, 2782 nucleotides. Its product is annotated as biorientation of chromosomes in cell division protein 1-like 1. Gene Ontology annotation, biological process: regulation of ribosome biogenesis. The transcript has 4 exons. Gene Ontology annotation, molecular function: telomerase inhibitor activity; nucleic acid binding. The record is from RefSeq and is a predicted model, not a curated record. Gene Ontology annotation, cellular component: nucleolus. Bases 182 to 2491 code for a protein of 769 amino acids. Lineage: Eukaryota; Metazoa; Arthropoda; Insecta; Hymenoptera; Formicidae.
UCCGCAAGAAGUCUCCACAGUCCUUCCCAUAACUUAACCUAAUUUUCCUGUGAAUGCGUGUGCGUGCUCGUGGGAUACGAAUCGAAUAAGAUUAACUUGUGAAAUAGUAAUGUAUGUAAACAUAUUCGAUUACUGUUUACAAUAAUUUAAACCAAAGACGAAAUUAAAGUUAGUGAAUAACAUGUCUAUGCUCGCGGAACGCCGACGAAAGAAGAAAUGGUCGGACGAUCCCCAAGGCAACCGAUGGAGCAAAGACAAUGAGAAAAUCGGUCAGAAAAUGUUGGAGAAAAUGGGCUGGACUAAUGGAAAGGGAUUGGGUGUUAAUGAGCAAGGCAUUAAAGAACAUAUAAGAGUAAACAAGAGGAAUCCUGAAUAUGAAAAAGCUGGUAUAGGAUAUGACAAUGAUUCACAUAUGAAAGAUUUAUAUGAACAUCAGGAUAAAUUUAAUGGACUCUUACAACAACUUUCAAAGCAUUAUAACCAAGAAGAAACUGUUGAGAAGUCAGAAAGUAACAAAAGAGAUUUAAGUGAGCAAUCAUUGGAGCUAAAGUCUAAACAUAGUUAUGCUCGAUUGCAUUAUCAAAAGUUUACACGUGGUAAAGAUGUAAGUAAAUAUAAGUCAAAGGAUCUGGCAAACAUUUUUGGUAAAAAAGAAUUAACUAGUAAAACUGAACUUAAUGUGGGAGAUAACAGUAUUAAUGAGAAUGAAACUAAUGGUACAAAAAAUAAUUUGGAUGGUGUUAUUACUAUAAAUAGAGGUAGCAUGUCAGAUUACUUUAAACAGAAACUACCAAAUCAUAAGAAACUCUCGAAUAAUAAUAUUGAUAAUCAAGCAGCUGAUUCUGAAAGCGAGACAAAGCAACGUAUUGGUUUUAGAUUUACAUCAAAAAGUGAAAAUAUAUGUUCCAUCAAUGAAACACCAAAAAACUCCAGUGAGAAGAGCAAUUAUGCUUUUGAUAAUCCUUGCUUAGGGAUGAAUAGUCCUAUGGAAACAAUGUUUAAUACCGAGAAUUCUUUAAAAAAAUUUAGAAAAAAAAGGAAGAAGGAAUUUGUUUCUGAAGAUACUGAUUUAUAUAUCGAAGAAACAAAUGAAGUUAAUGUUGAAAAGAAAUUAAAAAUUGGAACUAUUGAUAGUAAUUACAAAGAUGGGUUCAUGAAUCCAGCUCUCAAUUUAGAUACAAAACUUAAUGAAGCUUGUAAUGGUAAAGAAUUUGAAGUAUCCAGAGCACAGUUUGGUUUAGAAAACUGCGGUCUCGAUCUGACGGAUGAAAAAAGCGAUAAAAAACGUGUAACGUUUAACGAUCAUGUAGAGUACAAUAUAGAUGCUACAAAGAAGAAGAAAGGAAAAACUACACUGGAUAAAUUUGAAGUCGAAAAUAAAAAGCACAAGAAAAAACGAAAAUACAAUAUUGUAAACGAGAGUAUUGCAGCUUUGUCGAACGGAUUUGUUAAUGAGGCAUUAGACGUAGAAAUAUCUGCGGAAAUGAAUGAUAACGAACUAAACGAACAUAAAAGUACAAAGAUUAAAAAGAGAAGGAUAUAUAAAACAUCUAGUCUGGAGACCAUACAGGAAUCACCUGAACGAGAAAAGGAAAUAAUUGAAAUGAACUUGGAAGAUGUUAUUUCGGAUAUUACAGAAAAUAAAACAGAUACCGCAAUUAAAAAGUCGGAGAAAAAGAAAAAGAAUAAGAAAGAAAUCAUAAUUAUAGACAAUAAUGUCACUGGUAUCGAGAACGAAACAGAAGAUAAUAUAAUUGAAAAGAUAAUUAGGAAUAAAAAGCAUAAACUAGAUAAAAAAAGGGAAAUAUAUAGUAAGGAAAAGAAGAAAGACAAAGAAGAAUGCGAAAACACAUCAGAUAGGAUACUAGAGAAAUCAGAAACAGAACAGCAGCAUACUAAUUUAGACAAAAUUAAGAAUAAAAAGAAUAAAAAGCAGAAAAUAAUUAUAGACAAUUCAGCCAAAGUUGAAAUAUUACCGGUCGUUACAACAAUAAGAGAAGAAAGUGUGACGUUAGAGAGAGAAAAUGCUGUACAGAAGAAAAAAAAGCGCAACAACAAGGACAGUCAUUUAGAAAUUGAGAUAAAUAUGUGCGAUGUGGAAAAGGAGAUUUCUGAUAAGGAAAAUGCAGUCGAGGAAGAACCGAAUAUUAAGUUACCAAAGAAAAAUAAGAAACAUAAACGAUCGAAAGAUACAUUAGAUGUUGAGAGCUCUAUCAGUCCUAGUGCAGACAUAACUGACAAUAAUAUAUGUCAUAAUGAUAAUAUAAGUAAUCAAGAAAAUGUAGAUAAUGUAGAAUUUAUCGAUAUACCUUCGAGAAAGAGCCAGGUAAUUAAUUUUACAGAUGAUGUAGUCCAUAGUCCUAAGGAUAAAAAAGCAAGAAUGACUAAGAAGAUACUGAAGAGACUUUUUUACGGAAACCUAAUAGCAGAUUUUCCUGGUUCUAAUAUUCAAGAAAUAAAAGGAUAUGGUGUGAAUUUUAACGGUAACUAAAAUAUUUUAAUUCGUUUUUAUGAUAAUCAAGCAAUGUAGAUGGUAAUUUACAUGGUAAUAGAGAAUUAUAUGUAAUGAUGUUGAUCACAUAGAUACGUGUGUACAUAUUUCUCUUUCUAAACAAACAAACUACUGCAUUUCAAUCGAUAUAUUUAUGAAAUAUAGUUUGGUAGUAUUUAUCAUUAUGUGAAACAUAGUUUAUAGUAGUAUAUAUCAUUAAUAUAAUAUUUAUUAUUAAUAUUUUAUAGUUCAUAUAAAAGUGACGAAUAAAUAUCACUGCAUUCUGUGUUU